This is a messenger RNA of Helobdella robusta, 903 nucleotides long. RefSeq lists its product as hypothetical. The coding region runs from base 1 to 903 and encodes 300 amino acids. Lineage: Eukaryota; Metazoa; Annelida; Clitellata; Rhynchobdellida; Glossiphoniidae. Gene Ontology annotation, cellular component: small-subunit processome; nucleolus. The record is from RefSeq and is a predicted model, not a curated record. Gene Ontology annotation, biological process: rRNA processing. Gene Ontology annotation, molecular function: protein binding; RNA binding. The transcript has a single exon.
AUGCAAAAUGAUGUGAUAGUAACAAAUUCUAAUUCCCAUGAUAAUGCAACAAAAUCUGAAAUCAUUUCAAUAGCUCGUAAGAAAGAUUUAAAUUCAAAUGAAAAAAGGUUAGAAUUAGAAAAAGCAACAUUAAUGGAACCGAACAGUUCUUUGGUUUGGCUAAAUCUUUUAGCAUUUGAUAUCGAAAGUGGUGAAAUAGAGAGAGCAAGAGAAGUUGGAGUGAGAGCUAUAAAAACCAUUUCAUACAGAGAAGAAAAAGAGAAGUUAAAUGUUUGGAUGGGUUGUAUAAACAUGGAGUAUCAGUAUGGAUGUGAAGAAAGCUUGAAAGAGAUAACCGACUCUGCUCUUAAAUGUUGUGAUCCAUACAAGAUAUAUUGCCACGUUCGAGAUAUGUAUAGUGCAGAUCAGAAAGUUGAUAAAGCUGAAGAAGUUUGUAAAAUUUUAUUGAAGAAAUAUAAGACAAACCCCGAUGUUUGGGUUUCUUACGGACAAAUACUCUUUAAAUUUAACAGGUUAGACCAGGCCAGAUUGAUUAUGAUGGAUAGUUUGGAUAGACUGGAUAAGAAACAUUAUAUUGAACUAGUUACAAAGUAUGCUCUUUUGGAAUCUAAAUAUGGUAAUCCAGAAAAUGCUGAAACCCUCCUUGAAAGUUUAGUUACAGGUCAUCCAAAAAGAACUGAUGUUUGGUCUAUGUACAUUGAUCUCUGUGUGAAACAAGGUAGAAUAGAACAGGCACGAAGUUUACUGCAGAGAUGUACUAAAUUGUCGCUACCAACAAAAAAAGUUAAAUUCCUGGUGAAGAAAUUCUUAAAUUUCGAGUUAAUGCAUGGCACCGAAGCAGCAGUUGAGGAAGUGAAAGAAAUGUCGAAAUCGCUCAUUACAGAUGAACUAACUGAUGACUAA